AUGUACCAGUCCUCCAACUUCCGCAGGUCCCAGCCCGCGCAAGAUGCGCCCUCCGACAAGUAUCGUCCCCAGGUCCAGCAGCUUCAGGAGCUCUUUUCCUCGUGGUCCAACGAAGACCUCGUAUCAGUCCUCGAAGAAGCCGGCGGUAAUCUUGACCUAGCUGCCGCCAGGAUCUCUGAGGGCCACGCCGUCCAAUGGGGAUCCGUCCAGCGCAAGAAAGACAAGAAGUCUGGUCCUGCGCAGUCCCAGUCGAAAGACGCAUCUUCUCCUCGAGAGCGCAGCGACUCCCGCGGUGGCAGGGGUGGACGUGGCGGAAGAGGUGGCCCUGGUCGGGGCGGUGCCGCACGCGGCGCAUUCGCUCGGGGUGCUCAUCAGGAGGUCAAUGGCCACCGGGCUAAGCCUUCACAGUACGGCAAUGCCGCCGCUGUGAAGCAUGCUGAGGAGUCUGUUGCCACGAGCGCUGUGUCCCCUGGCACUCCUGUCAAUGGCAAUGAGGCACUCGCGGAGGACUUCACCCAGGCCCCGCCAGAACACACAAAUGGGACGGCGGAGAAGUCUCCGGAUACGCCAGCUGCACCCCAGGCGGCAUGGGGUUCGAGCACUCCUUCGACAUGGGGAGGGACAAACGGUGUAACCUCUCCUCCUGUGCCCGUGCGUGUCUCUACACCCAAAGUCGCAAAGACACCCGCAACCUCGAAGAUGUCGUGGGCUCAAAUCGCACGUGCGCAGGAAAAGACAGCUCCUCCUCCUCCCGCCCCCGCCCCCGCCUCACCUCCCCAAGCUGUCCCUACAACAGCGCUGCCAGCAGCUGAGCCUCCACGAGAGCCCAGUCCACCACGUGAGGAAGCGCCGGCCGAGCCGCAGCAACAAGGCUGGGAGGAGCCAACGACCGUGCAGGCCCCUACAUGGGAUGACGAACCCACAGUCAAGACUGUAGCGGAUGUAUGGGGUAAGGAGCCGACGCCCGCGCCCGAGGAGCUGAAGGCGGAGGAACCUGAGCCACAAUCAUCUGCAGUCCUGCCAACGACUUCUGAGAGAGAGCCUGCCACGGUCCCAUCUGAGGCUCAGCUCGCUCCUGCUGCUGCUGAGCCUGUAGCUCUCCCCACGAAGCCUCUCACGCCGGCCGCACACACGAGGCCCAGCGCUGUGGCCCACCGGGGAAGCGCGAAGUUCAAGACGACAGAUCAGGCGGUCGUCAUGCCGAGCUCGAGCUUUGGCACUGGUAUCGAGAAGGCAGGUAUGCAGUUUGGUAGCUUGAGCCUCGGCGGCGAUGAUCUGGAUGCCCCUGAGAGCGGUGAGCCUCAGGCCCCUGAGGCUGCACCUGCACCUGCCACCCCUGCUGCACCUACUCGGGCUCCCGAGCCUGCACUUGCGAACGUGCCAGAGCCACAGACUGUGCACGCGCCGCUUCAACAACAUGAGCCUCCAGUACUGCAAGUCACCUCUCCCCCUGCCCCUGCACCUGCGCCUGCUAGUCAGACGUUGUUUCAACAAACCCUCCCCCAGACCCAGCCACAGGUCGUCAGCCCUCUCCAACACUCACUCCCUUCCUCGCUCUCCCAAUCCGCCAUCCCCACUCAGCAGCCUUCCAUCCCCUCUACAGCCCCCGCCUCCGCCUCCAUGUCCCAGUUCUCCCAGCAUGCACAAGGUUUGCCUCAGCAGUCACUGUCAAACCAUCAAUUGCCGCAGACCCAAUCACAGAACCAGCUCCACUCCCAGCAACACCACCAGUACUCGCAGCACGGUCUCCCCACGCACCUCGACCCUGCGCAGAGCCAAACACAGCACUCGCCUGCCGCACCCCAUGCGAACCAGCCGCAGGGCAUCAACGCCGCGCCUUCGUACUUCCGCCAGCCAGAGGCUCCGUACUUCCACACUCCCACCCCACCCGCCGGCCAGUCGCAGGAGAGUCCUUACGGUGCGUUCGGCCAGCAGCUUGGCCAGCAGCACCAAGGCCAGGGUUCCCAUCUCGGUGGCUUCUCGGGCAACGAGUACGGGUACAAUGACAACCAGAGGCAGGGCUUCUAUGACUCGUACUCUGCGCCGAGCGGCUUUGGCAACCGAAACGUCCUGGGCAGCCACGAUGAGAUCAAGGGCCUGCCUGGCUCGCAGCAGCAGCCCCACGGCGCCCCCGGUCUCCCGCCCGCAAGCACUCAGUCGUCCCAGCAGAUCCCGCCUUCCUCGCAAGGUGCAGCUCAGAGCCAGGCGGGCCCCGGCCAAGGCCCCCCGCAGAGCUACCCGCCGCCCCUGCCGUACUAUUACGGUUACCCGCAGAACCAAUACUAUGGCUCGCCGUACAACUCUGGCUACACCGUCCCGCAGCCGUUCGUCAAGUACCCGACGGUCUUCCAGGGCCCGCCCGGUCCCCAGUCUGCCCCGUCGCCUGCUGCAAAGCAGCCGCCUAGUGCUGUACAGCCGCAGUCGCCGUAUGGCCAGAGCUUGUACGGCCAGCAGCACCCAACCAACGCGUACGAGGAGAUUGGCUACUCCCACCACUCGCAGCACUCGCACGGGCAGAGCGUCGGUAGCGGCUUGCCCUCGAAUGACUAUGGCAAGCAUCAGUCGCUGUACGGUGCCGGCCAGGGUAUGCAGGGCUUCAUGGGCCUCGGUCAGUCUACGGGCCCGUCGUCGGGCCCCCCUCUCGGCCAACGUGCGGGUGCGUCUCCGGACAACGCGUACAAGCCGUACAGCAACAACGCCGCCAUGAAGGAUGUCGGCGCCGGCGUGGGUGUCGGCAUGGGCCAGGGUGGCGUCGGACAAGGUCCUCAAGGCCGUGCUGGUGGUGUACAACAGCCCUCGCAGGGUGGGUUCUAUGGCGCGCAGCGGUUCGGCGGGAGUGCGUCGGGCGUACCGCAGAGCCAGCAGGCGCAGCAGCCCCAGGGCCAGGGCCCGCAGGCGCACCUCGGCUACCCGCAGGGCGGGUCUGACGCGAGCUUCUACUCGUACCAGCCCCGCCAGCAGCAAGGCUACUGGCAGUGA
Rhodofomes roseus is the source of this 2979-nucleotide messenger RNA. RefSeq lists its product as uncharacterized. Bases 1 to 2979 code for a protein of 992 amino acids. Lineage: Eukaryota; Fungi; Basidiomycota; Agaricomycetes; Polyporales; Fomitopsidaceae. Gene Ontology annotation, molecular function: ubiquitin binding. The transcript is spliced from 6 exons. The record is from RefSeq and is a predicted model, not a curated record. Gene Ontology annotation, cellular component: cytoplasm; nucleus.